AUGCAGACCCUCAACUACAACUUCCUGACCCUCCAAGCCUGCAUGCGUGAAACGAUAUGCGCUCAAGGCAACAACAACUACAAGAUUCCUCAUGGCGGUAAGGCGAAACUGUUGGCUCGUGGGCUUUUGCCCCACGUCCUGGCAGCAGACAAUGAGGCCGUGGAGUGCGGUUUCCAGCAGCUUGACGAGUCUGACGUCAGUGCAAAGUUUGACCAACUGGCCGUGGAAGUGUCCGAAGCUAUGGAGAUGUCUGAAUUCAGCUCUCAGUUGGAAAAGCUGAUUGUCAACGACGAGCUCAAGGAGGACGCAGAUGCUAUUCGAUGGGCUGCGAACACGCAAGCAUUAGCGUCGCAUUCACGUCUCGCGAAAACAAUCGAUGCUAGGCUUGAAACGGUAAUAAGGCAAGUAUGUACGCACUUGCGAGUAAGCCAGUCCAUAUAG
Molecule: messenger RNA, 441 nt
Organism: Aphanomyces astaci
Lineage: Eukaryota; Oomycota; Saprolegniomycetes; Saprolegniales; Verrucalvaceae
Exons: 1
Coding region: 1-441 (146 amino acids)
Source: RefSeq, a predicted model, not a curated record